UGCUUAUUGGAGAAAUCCCAAAUUCGUUCGGCUAAGAAAAAGUUGUAAUAUGUAAUUAGUUUUUUUGUAAUUUUUCUAAUUUGAAUGCGAAACAAUUCGAUUGUUAGUUGUUUUAAGUGCAAAUAAAUUACGUGAAAACGGUGCUUGAAACAGGUCUUUUUGGUUGCAAGCAAGUUUAGUAGUGUCGGAAAGGGUUUGAUAAUUUUGUAUGCUGCCAAAAAAGGAUGCAAAAAAGUAAAAAAAUAUCAAAAAAAGUUUUUAAAGAAUUUGUUAAUGAGUGAAAGUAAGUGUUGAAUUAAAUUUCAAAUAAAAAAUUUAAAGAAUUUGUGCAGAAAAAAUAUAUAUUAUAAAGAAUAUAGGUGUUAUUAGACACCACAACAAUUUUGACAGAACUUUAUUUCCUGUUGUCCAAACAGUGCCAUCAAUCUGUACAUUAAGGACAUACAACGUUGAGUUUGGCAAAAAAAGCCAGUAACAACAAUAAACGAACCGUCUGCAAAAGGAGAUUGUCGGCCGUUCUUUAAUCCUACAAGACCUACAAAGAAACUUUCAUCUGGCAAAUUAAAGAUAUUAAACUUGAUUACAUUUCCAUUAGUAAAAUAAUCAUGAAGUAACUUUUGGAAUUUAUUAGCCUGCAAUUUUUUUGUGCUAACCUACCCUGGUCUUUAUUUCGGUGUCUGUCAAUCAACCAAACCAUCACUGCUGCUAACGACAACCUCAACGUGCAACCAAAACAUUGGCGUUAAAGUCCUCUACGACUUAAGAUAUCUUUUUUAUUUUUUUACCACGAACCAAAAAGAAAAAAAGUAUUAAAAUUAUUUUUAGGAUUUUACAUUUACGACAACUUUACAACAAAUUUAGUUGCUUACAGCGUUUUGCACAAUCCAAAACGAAAGACGAAACAAAAACGCAGAACACGAAAAAGUCUUCUCUUGAUGGUGGCCAAAUUAAAUUCGCGUUUAGCGACGACAUUUAGCGACGCCACAGAUUUAGACAACAACUGUCACAACAGCCAUAGCUGCGACUGCAUCAGCAGUAGCAGAACGAGGACGAGGACAAGGAAGUUGUCGAUGAUGGCAUCGACAACAACAGAAACAAUGAUGUCAGCGACAUCGCCAUAUUCAUCAUCAUCGCCAUCCUCAGCAGCAGCCGCACCAUCAUCAAGGACAACGCGACGCUGGUGCAACAUAACAUCAACAACAACACAUCCUUUAGUGCUAUACAGUUUUGUGCUGCUAUUGGUGCUGCAUCCUGUAAUUUCAAACGCUGAAAGAGAUUUUAAUUUUAAUGAUUCACAGAUUCCUUUAAUCGAACCCAAAGAUGAACCCACAUUAAUUGAAGGUCAUCACCAUCAUCACGCCGACGCCGCCAGCUCACAUCAUAAUCAUCAUCAACACAAAUCGAUGUCAUCAUCAUCGUCGUCGUCAUCGCCACAUCAUCACCAUCAACACCAGGACCCCUAUGCUGUGGAAUUGUCACACUGUCGUUAUGGCGAUAAUGAGCUGGUCUUGUCGCUCGUGCUUCAGAAUUAUAAUUGGCAUGACCUGAACGAGAGUCGCCGCUCUAAAGUUUUGGACAAACUAUCCAAAUUCUUUGCCAUACCAAAGGAAUUUAUCACAAUGGAAAGUGUCACCAAACAUGAUCUAUUCGAAAUGCAAAAGGAAUCUGUGAAGAAGGGAAACAAUAAGUGCCAUACUAAUAAUAAUCGCAAACUGGGACGUGUUGAUUUUAUCAUCGGCUGCCGUUCCACCUACUUUACCAUAACCGAACCGAUUGUCAAGCAAAUUGAACAACAAUUUAAAGAGGGUGCUCUCGAUAAUAUUACCGGUGAGAAAUUCGGUUGGUGGAUCAUCUGGCGUAAACAUUACAAAAAUGCCACUCGGAAACGUCGUCAAGUCGAAGGUUCCGGUGACGCUGAGGAUGAUGAUGAAUAUGAGGACUACGACUAUGAUGGAGAUGAUACAAUUGAUGAGACUCAGCACAAUGCUGUGGACAGCUCUUCAUCCACGACCACCACAAGUCAAAACAGCUAUGCUGCCAACGAUAACAACAACAACAACAAGGUGGAAGAAGAUGAAGACGAUGAGCCGGAAUUAACAUCGAACACAUUGGAAGUGGCUGGAACAUCGAAUCGUGAUGACAUCACAGCCCUAAAACAAACCGACUCCGAACCCACGGAUAAUAACGCUAACGAAAAUAAAGAAAUGAAAAAAGUCACCAUCGAUGAUGAGGAGAUUGAUGAAAGUGUUUCCAAAUUGGAAUCGGUCAUAACGAAGACCAUUGAGAAUACCAAACACAUUGAAGAUAUACCCGAAAUUGUGGUAGAACAACCGGAAGAUGUGCUGCUCAAACAGGUGUUGCAACCCGAAUCAGAAAAGUCGGAAAAUAUUGAAUUGAAUAACAUUUAUGAAAAUCCCCGGGAGGAAGAUAAUGAAUUCAGUGUGGCUGAAGUCAUGGGUUCCCUAACACCUCAAACAUCUACCAAUGUGUAUGGAAAUCCGGAAGAAGGUGUGACCAGCACACAUCCACCCACCUCAAGCUUCAGCACCACCAGCAGCAAAAACAACAACAAUCACAAUCAUGACAAUCAAGCUGAAAUUAAUUUAGAUCUAACACAUCAUCACCAUAAUCAUAAUCAUCAUCAGCAGAAUGCUGAACAUCCUAAACACAAUCAUGGUGGCGGUGAACUCACCUCCACCACAUCGUUAACCACCACCCUAAUGACACCACCGCCGCCCGUUAUUCUAUUCGAUUCAACAACCCAGACAAUCACAAUAGCCUCAAACGAUAUUCCACCACCUAAUGACACUUCCGCCGCCUCCUCAUCAUCAUCGGCUGCAACAACCACCGGUGGUAGUACAACAACGAACCCAACAACCACAACAAUAGGCAAUAUAUCCGUUAAACAGCCGAAUAAGAGCAACAAAAUGAUUAAAGUCGAUGUCAAUAAAUACGAUGACGACGAUCUGGAUGAUGACGAAGACGACGAGGAUAGCGACGAUGAAGAUGAGGACAUCGACAUCAAUGAAGAUGUUGCCGAAGAACUGGCCAAACAUUUUGGUUUGAUGGAACAAUUUAAUAGCUUAACGGCAAAUAAAUCACGUCAACAUGUCUCACAUUUGGGUCACCAUCUGGCUGCCGAAUUGGAUCACUCCAGGGGAGCGGUGACCACACAGACUGUAUCUUCGCAUGCCGGCGAUUAUGAAAAUAAGGAUAAUAGACAACAAUUUACAUUGCAUCCUUACUACAACAGUAAUUUACUAACAACAACAACACCUCCAUCGCCAACAACAACAUUAAGUACACCAACAACAACAACUACAAUCAUCAUCAAUCCCAUCUUCAUUAGCACGACCACCACAACACCAUCUACCGACACUAACGAACAACGCCAUGAGUUGGAAAAUAACAGUAACAACGUCGUCGUCUUUACUGGCAAAAAGGAUGUUUAUUAUGAUACCACUUUGAAACCGGAGGAGGAACAGGAGUUGAGCUCAAGUAAAUCGGCCUCUUCAACAACACCCGCUGAAGAUUCAAUUUUCUUUGCCUCCUCGACAAAUCCACCCAGUCAAACGACCACACAAUCGUCAUCUUCACCAUCACUCUCAACUACCCCAGAAUUGCCCUCAACCACAUCGGCUAUCCCUGAGGAUAUUGAACCCAUAGUCGAGAACACACCGCCCAUGAUUAAAUCACGUCUCCAAAAAUUGGCUGUCACUUCGGGCAAAUCCUUCCAAUUUGCCAUUCCCGAAGAUACCUUCUAUGAUACUGAGGAUAUGACCAAUUUACGUUUGGAAUUAACCGAUAAAGAGGGUCGUGAGCUGAAAUCGAAUUCUUGGUUACAAUUCAAUGCCGAAACAAAGGAGGUUUAUGGAUUACCUUUGGAUGAUUCGGUAUCGAAAUGGCAAUAUCGUCUCACAGCCACCGACUCCGGUAAUGAAUCAGUUGUGGAGACUUUUGAAAUUUCCGUGCAACAACAUCGUGGUGUUAGGACUAUCAAUCAUGAGGUCAAUAUUGCCGUCAAAAUAAACGAAAAGAACAUGCACUACAUUGACUGGCAAAUGAAACUCAUCAAAGCAAUUGCCACAACCCUGGGUGAUGAAAACACCAGCUCUAUUGUAGUGCGUGAAAUUCGUGCCAAUUCCCAGGAUCCCUCCAUUGCCACGUUGGUGUAUUUCAAUGAAACCCUACCGACUAGCGAAUGUCCCGAAACGGAAUUGAAUAAUUUGGUGAAACGUUUGGAUGCCAAUCGUCUAAGUGAUUUGGUAUAUCCCACAUUGGGUAUAAAAUCGAUUACAGGCCAAUUGAUUGGUCCCUGCCAGAAAUCCGUAGCCAAGUCGAAGGCACCCACAAUUAGCGUAAAGAACUCCCCCCCAGUACCACGUAACCAGGUGGAUCGUGUUGUGGCCACAGCCGGUCAUUUGUUGGUCUACAAAGUGCCCAGUGAUACCUUCUUUGAUGAUGGUAAAAUUACCCUAAGCCUUAAGACCAAGGAUCACAAAGAGCUCAGUCCCACACAUUGGCUGCAAUUCGAUUCGAAAAAUGAGGAAUUCUAUGGCAUACCCAAAGCGGCUGAUGUUGGUUCCGAAGAGUAUAUGUUGGAGGCUGAGGACACAGCUGGCUUAACGGCCACCGAUGCUUUGGUAGUUCUGGUGAAUCCCGCACCCAAAAAGGAAUUCAGCGUUUACUACAAGGCAUUUUUGGGCGUUAAACAUGAAAAUUUCCAUGCCGAUUUACAGCGUAAAUUUGUUGAACGCAUUGCCCAAUUGUUCGGUGAUGCCUCGGCGCAAAAUAUUCAAAUUCGUUCAGUGAAUCCCAUACAUGACACCGACAGUACAGCGAUAAGUUUCUACAAUACAACGUUGUACAGGUCACACAACCGUUGUCCCGAAGAGGAAAUCGAAUCGGUGCGCAGUGUCUAUCAACAGGAUGGUGUUAUGCGGGAUCGUGUGAGAAAGAUAUUGGGAGCAGAGUUAAAUAUUACAAAUAUUCAAAUCUAUCCUUUGGCAUGUAAUGAGCAAACAAAUGUCAUCCAUCGUGAGUAUGUGCCCACAAAGACCGAUGAACCAUUGCUGAAGUCAACGUUCUCCGAUGAUUAUCUCUACACCAUUAUCCUGCCAGCAAUCAUUAUUGUUACAAUGAUCCUAAUAGCAUCGAUUAUUGCCUGUUGUCUGCAUCGCAGAAGACGCAAGAGCGGUAAAAUGGAAUUGGGUGACGAAGAAGAACGUAAAUCCUUCCGUACCAAAGGUAUACCUGUCAUCUUCCAGGAUGAACUCGAUGAGAAACCUGAAAUUGGUAACAAGAGUCCUAUUAUCUUAAAGAAUGAAAAGCCGCCAUUAUUACCACCCUCCUACAAUACCUCAAAUAUGAAUGGUGAUAAUGAUUGUGAUGAAUAUGUGCCACCGCCAGCUGUUGUGGUGGGUGGUCGCGAGGCUAGAGGGAAAUCACCGGCAACACCAUCAUAUCGUAAACCCCCACCAUAUGUGUCACCAUAAAUCCCCGAGUCCACAAACUGAGAGUAGAGAGUCAAGGACGAAAACUCUAAGGGAAGCUGAUAAUAAUGAUAAGAGAUAGAAACUGAAUGUCCUUUUGUUACAAAAUUAAAAAAAAAAAAAAACACACACAAGAAAACACAACAGCAAAUAACAACAAAAUCAAAUAUGAUAUAAGUAAACUAUUGUAAGCCCAAUUUAAUAUAGGUAAGCGAAAGAAAUCAACUAUGCAUAUAAAUGUGUAAUAGAAAUUCUACAAAAAAAUGCAACAACAAACAAACCAACCAACCAAGCAGCAACAAACAAUAAAAAAAUACUUAAUAAUGAAAAUUCGCCCUCAAACACAUUUAUACACCUAAAAAACAUUGAAUAAAUUAUACAUACUUACAUACAUAUUUAUGGAAUUAAGUGUCAAAAAUCAGUUAUAUACAUACAUACAUACAUAUAUGAAGAAAAAGAAGAUAAACGGAACAAUAAUAACUUAUUUAAUAUGAACUAAAAAAGGAAAAAAAUCAAGAAAUGAUGAAGAUAAGUUAAACGAUAUUUGAUGCUAAAAGAAAAAAAUCAUUGAAAUUCACAAUGACAAUGAUGAUACUUUGUACUAUACUUACAUAUUAAUAAUAAUAAUAUAUAAAUACAUACUUACAUACAUAAAUAUAUUUAUUAUAUUACUAUUAUUACUGAUCAUACUUGUAACUUGAAAAGAUAAGAAUGCGAAAAGUGAAUAUUUUCCAAAAUGAAUUUCUUCGAAAUCGCCACAAUACCAAGCAAGAAAACAUUUUCUGAUAUGUUUUCCCGCCAUUAGGAUGUGAUUGUUUUUGGUAUGACAAAAAAAAAAGAAACGAAAUGAAAUUUUAUUCAUGUAUGGAAAAGCCAACGGAACUACUUAAAUAAUAAUUUAAUUUCACUUUCAUAUAUAUACAUACUAUAUAUUUUUUUUAUUAAUUUUAUAAAUCCUCUUUUUUGAAAAUCUACCAACACUACCAAGUAAUGUAAUAAUUUGGGAAUCCAUAUAAUAUUCAAAACUCAUUCAAUUCGAUUAAGUUGAUAUAUAUGUUUGUAUAUUUACUUUUAAUAUGUUGUAUGUUAAGAGGAUUAUUUUCAUCUGGAAAACCUAAAAAUAUUUUUUGUAAAAAGAAAACCCUAAGAAUAUUUUCAAUUCUGUAAGUCCUCUGAAAGGAGGUCUUCGAUCAAGUAUUUUCGUUGUAUUUGAAUCCUUAAAAAUUUUAUAUAUGGAAGGUCUAAUAUAAUGCUUCUAUUGCGCCAGGAAAACAUACACAUUUUUAGAGCCAUAAAAUUUAAAUACAAAAUUCCUCAACUUAGCAUUCGAAAUUUGAAUUUAUGUACAUUUGUUGCCACAUGAAAGAAAAAUGUAAAUCUUAAAUUUUUCCUUCCGAUUUUUAAAGCUAAAGAUGAGAAUACAUAAAACGUUUUUUUGUCUGGCUUAAGUCAUCGACUGGCUUCUUCGGGAAAGAACAAAGGACCGUAAGGCAAAAAAUCGAACUAGGUGUGGCAAUACAUAAAGCCCUUAUCUGACUGGCUUAAGUCAUCAGCUGGCGUCUUCGUGGAUGAACAAAGGAGUUUUUGGUUGACUUAGUUCGAUUUUGGCCCUGGGCUCCUUUGUUCAGUUCCAGAUAAGCGCUUUAUGAAUUCCCACCUUAAGUCAACCUAAGACUACUUUGUUCAAAGAAUUAAAAGGACUAGACAAAAUGUCUUUCAGAGCAGAUAGUUUGUGUCUAUACUAUCUAGAAUAACAGGUCAUGACAGGACCAUGUUAAUAUAAAAACCACAUUUGUAGAAAAAAAAGACAAAUAAAUCUUUGAAAAAUCCAAAAAUAGGAUUUCAAAAUUAUAUUUCAAAAACUUUCCGAAUUAAUUACAUAUUGCCUGAGCGGUUUAAAUCGCUUAACAUUGCGAACUAUGUUCUUACGAUAUCAUAACAACAGAUGUAUUUUCACAGGGUUGCCAUAUUUUGACUCUGUCUUGUCCCAUCUUUAUACUUCUAUGUCUUUCCUUUGUUCCUCUACGAAAAAGCCAGCCGAAGACUUAGGCUAGUCAACUAGCGUUUUAUGUAUUCUCACCUAAAAGGCCUAAAUAUAUUUAAAUAAUUGUCAAAAUAAAUUUAUUUGAAUAAUUGUCAAAAAUAUCUUUAGAAAUCCAUAACACUUCCGUGUUAUUUUUACUUUCACAUUCUGGCUCAAAUGUAUAUUUCGAUUAAAAAAAUUUUCUUUCUUUCAAAAAAUUGAAACUUCCAAAAAUCAUAAUGCUGUCGCAUUAUUAAUAUUCUUUCAUUUUUUAUAUCUGUACACAUUUUUUUUAUAAAAAAUACACUUUCACCCACAUAAAGAGUAAAUAUACAACAAUGCCCAAAUACAGACAGUUCAUAUGAAUAUUACAUAGAUUCCCCUUUGCAAUUAUGUAUUAAUUUGUUAUACCCCUUCCUUCUCCCUCCAUCUACUCCCCUCUCCCUUUCCUCCAAAACAAUAUUUUGAAAUCAAACCUUAACUAUAUAUCUAUCUUUUAUAAUUAAUGACCACUUGAAUGAAAAUACAACUGAAGUUAAACACUAAAAACAAAAAGGAAAUCCAAAAAUCAUUUUCACAACAAUAAAGAUUUUUCUUUA
Messenger RNA from Musca domestica (house fly), 8114 nucleotides. RefSeq lists its product as uncharacterized. Gene Ontology annotation, biological process: nerve development; axon guidance; muscle attachment. The record is from RefSeq and is a predicted model, not a curated record. Gene Ontology annotation, cellular component: sarcolemma; dystrophin-associated glycoprotein complex; dystroglycan complex. Bases 936 to 5495 code for a protein of 1519 amino acids. NCBI's taxonomy places the organism in Eukaryota, Metazoa, Arthropoda, Insecta, Diptera, Muscidae. The transcript is spliced from 17 exons. Gene Ontology annotation, molecular function: laminin binding; calcium ion binding.